UUUGUGGCGCACAGCAGCGAGCAGGGCAAGGUGUCCGGGGGCGGCGUGCUGACGCCAUCGCCUCGCGCCCUUGGCUGCUCCGAAAUCUUCUUUUUUUUUUUUUUUCGUGCAACCCGAAUUCAAAAAAAAAAAAAAAAAAAAAAAAAAAAAAAAAAAAAAGGAAGAGACGAUAUUUAGAGCAGCCGUCAUAUUAAUUGCGAUUAACCACACAACAACAACACCCAAAGAUUUCAAGAUUUUUCAACGUCUUGAAAAAGGAACUUUCGUUCUGUCAUGGAUUCCAUACCUGAUCCUUCCAAUCAGAGGGGACUGCGAGGCUCCUCCCGCUCACCUAGGUCACCAGGCUCCGCCUCCCAGUCCCAGAAGAAAGUGACUAAGAAGGGAAGCCAGAGUUCGAGGCUGCAGGAAGAAAAGAAGAAAGGAAGGAUGAACAGGAGCCGCGGAGAAGAGGAGAUGAGCAAGCAGCUCGGACACCUGGAUCUCGGGAGCUCUCCUGUGGGCGAGGGUACCGGGCUAGCAUUUACUGAAAAAUGCAAAAAGUACAGCUGUCUGUGGGACGCCAGCCACCUGGAGUGUCCAGACAGACUGACCGCGGUGAUGGAGAAGGUGGAGCAGUACGGGCUGCUGUCGCGCUGUGCCCGGGUUGAGGAGAGGUCUGCAGUGGAAGAUGAGCUUUUACUGGUUCACAGCUCGGAAUAUGUGGCACUGAUGAGAUCCACGGAGCACAUGGGACAGGAGGAGCUGCGAUCGCUUUCUGACACAUACGACUCCAUCUACAUUCACCCUGAGUCUUUUCGCUGUGCCAGCCUGGCAGCCGGGUCCGUGCUGCAGCUUGUGGACAGAGUGAUGGCAGCCCAGCUUCGAAACGGCUUUUCUAUUGCCAGACCGCCUGGUCACCACGCCCAGAGGGACCGAAUGAACGGCUACUGCAUGUUUAAUAACCUGGCCAUCGCCGCGCGCUACGCCAAGCAGAGAUACCACCUCAAGAGGGUCCUCAUUGUGGAUUGGGAUGUUCACCAUGGUCAAGGAACGCAGUAUAUAUUUGAGGAUGAUCCCAGACCUUGGGCGGGAGAAAACCGGUAUGAAGACGGGCGCUUUUGGCCCCACCUGCAGGAAUCUGACAGUACUGCAAUCGGCAAAGGAAAAGGAGAGGGCUUUAACAUCAACCUCCCCUGGAACCAGCCUGGAAUGAGCGAUGCUGAUUAUAUCUCAGCCUUCCAACAGCUUCUCCUGCCCGUCGCGUACGAGUUCAGGCCUGAGCUGGUGCUGGUCGCUGCUGGGUUCGACUCUGUGGUUGGGGAUCCAAAGGGGGAGAUGUCUGCGACACCAGCGUGCUUCGCUCACCUCACACACAUGCUGCAGUCGCUGGCCCAGGGCAGGCUCGUCCUAUCUUUGGAGGGGGGCUACAAUCUGCGGUCAACCGCGGAGGGGGUGUGCGCCUGUUUGAAGAUGCUUUUGGGGGACCCCUGUCCCAGACUGGAGUCCCCUUUCUCUCCCUGUCAGAGUGCUUUGGACUCGGUCUCCAAGACAUUGGCUGCCUGUUCCAAGUACUGGAAAAGCCUGCAAGUUCUGGACCUGGCCCAGGAGACUGGGAGCUGUGGUUUGAACCCGGAUCCUGCAGUGGAAUCUGAUGCAGUGCUGGACCGCUCUAUGAGGGAGGUGAUGAGGGGGCUGCCCUCGGCACGCACUGGCCUGGUGUACGAUGAGAGGAUGAAGGAGCAUCACAACAUGUGGGACAGUCACCACCCAGAGCUGCCUCAGAGAAUCUCUCGUAUCUUCUCCCGUCACGAGGAGCUGGGAUUGGUCAGCCGUUGCCAACGGAUACCGGCUCGCCACGCCACUGAGGAAGAGCUCACCUUGUGCCACGGCGCUGAACACAUCACCAGGAUGAAGUCGACGGAGGGGAUGAAGCCUCGGGACCUGCACAGGCAGAGCGAGGAGUACAACUCCAUCUUCAUCAGCCCACAGUCCUACAAGAGCGCCCUGCUCGCUGCGGGAGCCUGCUUCAGAGCUGCAGAGGCCAUCCUCACGGACAAGGUCAUCACACAGGGAGAGAGGGGGAGACAUAGGCAGAGACACACAGAGACAGAGAGAGAGAGAGAGGGGGUUUGGGGGGGGGGGGGGAGGAGGGGUCCAGUCCUUCCUAUGCGCCACCGGAUAGCAAGGCCGGGGGACCUGUGGUACGGGCUCGCUCUGAGCCCGGACGCCCCCAAGACAAAGAAGUUGUGCCCAGCAUCCCUUAAUUGGUUUCUCGUUUGCAGGGUUCUGAUUCUGGAUUGGGACGUUCACCACGGCAACGGAACGCAGCACAUCUUUGAGGACGACCCCAGCGUGCUAUAUGUGUCGCUGCAUCGCUAUGACAACGGGCUCUUCUUCCCCUCCUCCUUGGAUGCGGGUUCCGACCGGGCGGGGACGGGGAGGGGUCUGGGGUACAACGUCAACAUCCCCUGGAACGCCAGCAGGAUGGGCGACCCGGAAUACAUGGCAGCCUUCCAGAGAGUCGUCAUGCCCAUUGCAUACCAGUUUAACCCGGAGCUGGUUCUGGUCUCGGCUGGAUUCGACGCCGCUCGCGGUGACCCGCUGGGCGGUUGCCUGGUCACCCCGGAAUGCUACGGUCACAUGACCCACAUGCUGCAGGGCCUGGCUGGAGGACGAGUGCUGAUCGCGCUGGAGGGUGGGUACAACCUGUCCUCCAUCUCUGAUUCCAUGUCCGCGUGCACCAGCGUUCUCCUGGGGGACAGCCUCCCCGACCUGGGCCAGCUGACCCCUCCCCACCCUAGCGCUGUCCAGUCGCUGCACAGCGUCCUGCACACGCACAGAGCUCACUGGAGCGCCCUGCGACUGGCGGUUCCAGAGAGAGUGCCGUCCCGCUUGACCACCCCCAGGCAUAAAGGUCAAAGGGCCAAAACGUCACCCAGACAGGAAGUGACCCCGCAGAAACGCCCGCCCGGAGAGGAGGCACACCCUUUGACCCCAGAAGGGGCGACGACCCCUGACAACAGCCCCUCCGUGAGCCCUGCGGCCGUGGCAACGGUUGCCGACGACUCUGUUGAUCAAAUCACAGCGGGCCUGCAGUCAGUGGCCCUCGGAAGCAGCCCCGAAACUCAGACCAAUCAGAGCCCUGCUUCCGUGGCUGUGGGCGGAGCCCGGAGGAAAGUAAAGCCCCCCUCCCCUGAGAGCAGGGGAAAGGGUCAAAGGAAGAGGUCGGGCGGGGGUGAAAGUUCAAAGGGCACACCGUCGACCCCAGGGAAAACAGAGGUGGUGAAAUCGAAAGAAAAUGUGGUGAAGAUUGAAAACACAGAGCCCUCCUCCCUUCCUGCUCUUGCCGGGGAAGAUAAGGAAACGCUGCUGGCUUCUGGCUGGUCGAACCCGCUGAAGUCUCAGUCAGUCUGUGAGGUGUUCUGCAAAACCCAGGAUGUGGAAGGGGGAACGAUGUUCGCGGUGGAGCCGUUGCCAUGGUGCCCGCACCUGGAGACCGUUAACCCCUUGCCUGCCGCGGGGCUUGAUGUGUUCGCGCCGUGCAGAGACUGUGGGAGCGAGGCUGAGAACUGGGUCUGUUUGGUGUGCUAUCAGGUGCUCUGUGGUCGCUAUGUCAACCAGCACAUGAUGGAACACAGCCAGAACUCUGCCCACAGCCUGGUGUUAAGCUUCUCUGACCUGUCAGCCUGGUGUUAUGACUGCGAGGCUUACAUCCACAACCAGGUACUUUUUGACGUGAAGAACGCAGCGCACAGGAUCAAGUUCGGAGAGAGCAUGCCGGAAUUUCAUUAAAACAAAAGGAAAGGGGAUGUCUUUGAUCGCUACGGGACGUCUUUCAGGUCACGGUCGCCUCUAGCGUUUUCAUCUUCUAAAAAAAUUAAAAUAUGUGUUGAAUCAGGUGGUUCUGAAGUUCCGAGCUGUGCUGCCGUGGCGAUAUAUCUGCACAGGGUGGAACGCUUGGGUUAGCCAAUGAUCUCGUUCUUUCUGUUCUUGACGUUUUAUAAUGAACAAUCCUUGUUUAUUAUUAUUAUUAUUAUUAUUAUUAUUAUUAUUAUGCAUAGUGUUACCAAAAAUUAUAAGAGAAUAGUCCUGGCAAUAUAUACACUGCAGGGAUGGGAAUCAGUGCCACCCAGCCCCCAGUGUGUCUAGCUAACAAGCUCAAUCCUGGCUAUGAGGAUGUUGUGCUAAAGAGAAGGGCAUUGCUUCCUGGUCCUCCCUGUGCUAACCUGUCUGGACAGCGUCUCAUAUACAAUUAAAGUUUUGCUAAACUAA
Polyodon spathula (Mississippi paddlefish) is the source of this 4251-nucleotide messenger RNA. It is a transcript of the gene hdac6, whose product is annotated as histone deacetylase 6. Lineage: Eukaryota; Metazoa; Chordata; Actinopteri; Acipenseriformes; Polyodontidae. The transcript has 29 exons. Gene Ontology annotation, biological process: chromatin organization. The record is from RefSeq and is a predicted model, not a curated record. Gene Ontology annotation, cellular component: histone deacetylase complex. Gene Ontology annotation, molecular function: histone deacetylase activity; zinc ion binding. Bases 274 to 3771 code for a protein of 1165 amino acids.